Molecule: messenger RNA, 1290 nt
Organism: Trichoderma atroviride IMI 206040
Lineage: Eukaryota; Fungi; Ascomycota; Sordariomycetes; Hypocreales; Hypocreaceae
Source: RefSeq, a predicted model, not a curated record
GAGGCCUUACAAAAUCGAUUGGGGGCGUUGGUCGACGAGCUCAGUGUUGUCUUGCCCAAAUAUAUGAUUCCCACGUUGAUCAUUCCAUGCAAAUAUAUGCCUUUUACUAUCUCUACCAAAUUGGAUAGAAAGCUUCUACAUGAGCAACUAUCUUCGCUAACUUGGGAUCAGCGAGCUGCCUACUCACCAUCGAAUAGGAUAAAACGCGAACCAGAGACUCGGAUGGAAAGGCGACUGCAGACAAUCUGGGCGGAAAUCUUGAAUGUGCCGAUGGACUCAAUUGGUAGGGAUGAUACUUUCUUCCAGCUGGGAGGUGAUUCGAUUAUGGGCAUAUACCUUGUUUCAACAGCCAAAGAAGAUGGAAUUGCGUUUACUGUCAAGGACGUCUUUGAUGACCCUAGGUUAUCAGCCGUGGCUUUGAAAGCUAUCUUGAUCCAAGAUGGCAGUGCGGACAUCACAGAAUCUCCACUAGAACCUUUCAGUUUGUUAUCUGAAUCACGCUCAAGCCUUGCUCUUGGAGAUGAGAUCCGCGAAGAGUGCGGCCUUGACGAUGGACAAACGAUUGAAGACGCCUACCCAUGUUCCCCACUCCAAGAAGGUCUUAUAGCUCUCACUGUCAAGCAGCCUGGCUCUUAUGUUGCUACAUAUGUCUAUCAUUUGUCAAAAUUGGCAGAUGUUUCCAGAUUUAAAAAUGCUUGGGAUACUGUUGUGGAAGUUUGCAGUAACCUUCGAACACGAAUCGUGUUAUUAGAUGGUGUCACAACUCAGGUUGUCCUUGACAAUGACAGCCACUGGCAAUCCGCCGAGAAUGAAACUCUCGACUCAAUGACUAGAUCACUACGAAACGCACAAAUGGGAUAUGGGACGCCUCUGUGCCGGUACACCAUUGUGUCUGAGAAAGGCGAAAACUACUUUAUCUGGGUUGCCCAUCACUCCAUCUACGACGGCUGGACACUCAAAGUUAUGUUUUCAGUCUUGUAUCAGGCAUAUUCGGACCGUUACAUUCCAGAGAUACGCCCGUUCUCGUAUUUUAUUAAAUACGUCCAAGAGACCAAUGGAGACGCUGCUGCAUCCUUCUGGGAGACAGAGCUUUCAGGGGCAGUGCGAGCUUCAUUCCCACCUCGUCCUACCGGCCCACAUAAAGCUGAAAGCCAGUGUUAUCGCUCAACGAUUUCUUUUACAAGUUCUGCUAAAACUUCAAUCACUCACGCAACAAUCCUUCGAGCUGCAUGGUCUAUCGUCCUCGCGAGGUACUGUGAUAGCAACGAAGCCGUUUUUGGAGUAACAGUG